This is a messenger RNA of Talpa occidentalis (Iberian mole), 4026 nucleotides long. It is a transcript of the gene PCNX4, whose product is annotated as pecanex 4. Gene Ontology annotation, cellular component: membrane. Lineage: Eukaryota; Metazoa; Chordata; Mammalia; Eulipotyphla; Talpidae. The transcript has 12 exons. Bases 232 to 3708 code for a protein of 1158 amino acids. The record is from RefSeq and is a predicted model, not a curated record.
AAACGCGGAGCCGGGGCGGGGCCGUGGUGUGCUGGUUUUCGGCCGCCACAACUUCUUAGCUUGAGCGUUCCGGCCGCAGCCAGCACCCUCGCCGGCGGGAUCUCCCAUUCCAGGUUUUCCUGCAAAAAUGCAGUCCCCGGGAUGCCUUCGCAUCGCUUCUUCCCUCGGGUGACUCUAGAGACUGCUGUGUUACAGAAGAUGAUGUGACUUUCAGAAUACUGAGUGAGAAGAAUGAGUCCAGAUGUGCCUUUGCUGAAUGAUUACAAACAGGACUUCUUUCUGAAGCGCUUUCCACAAACUAUUCUUGGAGGCCCCCGUCUCAAAUUAGGCUAUUGUGCCCCUUCUUACAUAUAUGUUAAUCAAAUUAUCCUUUUUCUAAUGCCAUGGGUGUUGGGUGGAAUAGGAACACUUCUGUACCAAUUCAGCAUCCUGGAGGACUAUUACACAGCAGCACUUUCAGGUGGACUAAUGCUUUUAACUGCAUUUAUCAUCCAGCUCACAAGUUUAUAUGCCAGAAGCAAAUCAGUAACAGUAGAAAGAAUGCUAACUACAGAUAUCUUGGCAGAGGAAGAUGAACAUGAAUUUACAAGUUGUGCUGGUGCUGAAACUAUCAAAUUUCUAAUUCCUGGCAAGAAAUAUAUAGCCAAUAUAAUUUUUCAUUCUGUUCUUGCUGGAUUAGUAUGUGGUCUUGGAACAUGGUAUCUGCUCCCAAGCAGAAUAACAUUGCUGUACAGCAGUGUGGGAGGCACUGCUCUGCUAUUUGUUUUUGGAUGGUUGACAUUAUGUAUAGCAGAAUAUUCAUUAAUUGUAAACACAGCUACGGAGACUGCGACUUUCCAAACACAGGAUACUUAUGAAAUCACUCCUCUUAUGAGACCUCUUUAUAUUUUUUUCUUUGUUUUCGUAGAUCUUGCACACAGGUUUAUAGUAAAUAUACCAGCAUUAGAACAGAUGAACCAGAUUUUACAUAUUUUGUUUAUAUUUUUACCCUUUUUGUGGGCACUUGGGAUUUUGCCCCCACCCGAUGCACUUUUCUUAUGGGCAAUGGAACAGUUUUUAGAGUUUGGCCUUGGAGGCUCAUCUGUGUCAACCCACCUCUGGUUAUUAAUAAUGUUCAUCAUUUCUGCUGGAACAGCUGUAAUAUCGUAUUUUAUUCCCAGCACUAUUGGUGUGGUUCUUUUCAUGACUGGACUUGGAUUCUUACUGAGUCUUAACCUAAGAGAGAUGGGUUUUGUCUUCAAACACAGUGUGAUCGGACCCCGAGUUGGAACCAAAUCUAAGGCCUUACCUAUCGGUUCAGAAAAACAGUUUACUUGGAAGGAAUGCCUUUUCUACAUUACCAUAUUAGUCUUGGCUCUCUUAGAGACAAGCUUGCUGCAUCACUUUGCGGGUUUCUCAAAUAUUUCCAAAAACAAUCCCCAGGCUGUUGUUAGCUAUCUUUUGAUAAUACUACUUACAAUACUGUGGAUACUUAGAGAAAUUCAAGGUGUCUAUAUCUUUGGAAUUUUCCGAAACCCUUUCUAUCCAAAGGAUGUGCAUACCAUGACGUUAUUCUUAGAAAAGCAAACAAGGCUCAUGAAGAUUGGUGUUGUGAGACGGAUUUUACUAAAUCUAGUGUCACCUUUUGCUGUGCUAGCAUUUCUUUCAUUGGACAGCUCCUUACAAAAACUCCAUUCUGUGUCUGUCUCCAUUGGAUUCACAAGAGCUUUUAGAAUGGUAUGGCAGAAUACAGAAAAUGCUUUAUUGGAGACAGUCAUUGUAUCAGCAGUACACUUGUUUGUCUCCAGUACAGACAUGUGGUGGAACAGAAGCCUGGAUACAGGAAUCAGACUCUUACUGGUUGGCAUCCUACGUGAUCGUCUGAUUCAAUUCAUCUCUAAAUUGCAGUUUGCUGUGACUGUACUUUUGGCAUCAUGGACAGAGAAAAAGCGUCGAAAAUCAACCACCAGUUUAUGUGUACUCAACAUUGUCUUCUCACCAUUUGUGUUGAUCUUCAUAGUUUUUUCUACUCUUCUUUCUUCACCCUUACUUCCACUCUUCACCCUUCCUUUGUUCUUGGUGGGGUUUCCCCGACCAAAUCAGAGUUGGCCAGGAGCAGUGGGUGCCUCAGCCUGUGUGUGUGCAGAUACAAUGUACUACUACCAGAUGGUCCCAAGUUUGAUCACUGCACUGCAGUCUGCUAUGGCAGCUGGAAGUUUAGGUCUCCUCUUACCUGGAUCUCAUUACUUGGGCCGUUUUCAGGAUCGUUUAAUAUGGAUAAUGAUUUUAGAACAUGGCUAUUCUUACUGCUGUAUUAACAUUAAGGGGUUAGAAUUACAAGAGACAUCCUGUCAUACAGCUGAAGCACAAAAAGUUGAUGAAGUUUUUGAAAGUGCCUUUGAACAAGAAGAAUAUGUAGGAGUAUGUUCCAUUAACGAACACUUUGGAAAUAUCUUGACACCCUGUACUGUUUUGCCUGUGAAAACAUAUUCUGAUGCCCGGAAUGUCUUAUCUGGGAUAAUUGAUUCUCAUGAUAACUUAAAAGAAUUUAAAGGUGACCUUGUGAAAGUACUUGUGUGGAUACUUGUUCAGUACUGCUCCCGAAGGCCAAGUCUGCAGGAGACUGUCCUCAACACUGAAAAUAAAGGGAAAGCAUCUCUCAUAAUCCUGCCUGCUCUGAACACUUCACCACACACCCAAUCCUCAGAUGACACAGAUAGUUUAAAUUCAGAAAAUUUUGAUGACUGGUCUGAUGAUAAUAUUUUUGGUGAUGAGCCAACUAUUCAAAAAGGAAAAGAAGAAAAAAAUCAAUUGAAAGGUUUCCCUAGUAUAAAUUUGCCUAUUCCAGGAUCCAUUAACUCACAGAUAGUUGAUAACCAUUCUAUAGGCACAGUUCCUGAAAACAAUCUUUAUAAAACAGUCAUAUUGGGAUAUCCUGCUGUUGACAAAGGAAAACAAGAAGACAUGGUAUAUAUCCCUCUCAUGGAGUUCAGUUGUUCUCAUUCUCACUUGUUAAGCUUACCUGAAGAAUGGACAUCUAACUGUUUGCCUAAUUCCAAAAUGAGAGAGAUGAGUUCAUUAUUUCCAGAAGACUGGUACCAAUUUGUUUUAAGGCAGUUGGAAUGCUUUCAUUCACAAGAAAAUGCCUCAAAUGUACUAGAAGAAAUUGCAAAGGACAGAGUUUUAAAAGACUUUUAUGUUCACGCAGUAAUGACUUGUUAUUUUAGUUUAUUUGGAAUAGACAAUAUGGUUCCUAGUCCUGGUCAUAUUUUGAGAGUUUACAAUGGUGUUUUGCCUUGGUCUGUUGCCUUGGAUUGGCUCACAGAAAAACCUGAAUUGUUCCAGCUAACCCUGAAAGCUUUCAGAUAUGCUCUGAAACUGAUGAUUGAUAAAGCAAGUUUAGGUCCAAUAGAAGACUUUAAAGAGAUGACUACCUACCUUGAGGAAUAUGAAAGUGACUGGUACAUUGGUUUGACAUCUGAUGAAAAGUGGAAGGAAGCAAUUUUACAAGAAAAACCCUAUUUGUUUUCUCUGGGGUAUGAUCCUAAUAUGGGAGUUUACACUGGGAGAGUACUUACCCUUCAAGAAUUAUUGAUCCAAGUUGGGAAGUUAAAUGCUGAAGCUGUUAGAGAAUGGUGUAAAACCACUUUAUCCUGCUCCUCUUUGCUAAGCCCAAACAUAAACCCUGUGAUACAUCAGAUAAGCAACAGAGAACAUAAAAAGUGGUAAGAUGAAAGCAAGCUGCUUUGGGAUCCCAGGACUGGAAGAGGAGCAGAGUGGCAUGGUGUUUUGCAUCCUCCCAGCCAACAGCUGAAGGCCACCAAGACUCAACAGUUCUUGACCUCCAACCCAACAACUUAAGGCAACACAGGUUAAAUAGUUGAAUAAGAUCUCCUCUGGUAACACUAAGCAAGUCUGACAUCACCAGCAAGGGGGAUCAAUUGGUAGCCCUGCUGAAAACAAGUGACUAGAGCAAGCACUUUCCUUUCCUACUGGCUUUAAGACUUUCCCUUUCCACAAAAGAUAACAAGGUGGGCAGGUAAAACU